Molecule: messenger RNA, 1967 nt
Organism: Antrostomus carolinensis (chuck-will's-widow)
Lineage: Eukaryota; Metazoa; Chordata; Aves; Caprimulgiformes; Caprimulgidae
Gene: FAM133B
Product: family with sequence similarity 133 member B
Exons: 10
Coding region: 1-720 (239 amino acids)
Source: RefSeq, a predicted model, not a curated record
AUGAAUCCCAUAGCUAUGGCCAGAGCACGAGGUCCUGCCCAAACUUCGGGACCAACAAUACAAGACUACUUGAACAGGCCAAGACCAACAUGGGAAGAAGUGAAAGAGCAACUAGAAAAGAAAAAGAAAGGAUCCAGGGCUUUGGCUGAGUUUGAAGAAAAGAUGAACGAGAAUUGGAGGAAAGAACUGGAAAAACACAGGGAGAAAUUACUGGGUGGAAACGAGAGUUCCUCCAAAAAGAAAGAGAAAAAGAAAAAGGAAAAGAAGAAAUCUAAUAGGUUGUCUUCAUCUUCCUCUUCUUCAUCAAGCUCUGAUUCUUCCAGCAGCUCAUCUGAUUCAGAAGAUGAGGAUAAAAAGCAAGGGAAGAAAAGAAGGAAAAAGAAGUAUCGCUCCUCACGGAAAUCUUCAACAAGCUCAACUUCUGAAUCUGAGUCAGACAGCAAGGACAGCACAAAAAAGAAAAGGUCAAAGGAAGAUUAUGAAAAAGAGAAGGAAGGCAAAAGUCACCACAGGAAGAGGAAGAAAGCCAAUCGUGGUGAUGGACCUUUAUCAUCAGAAUCCUUGUCAGAAUCUGAUCAGACAGAGGAGGUGCAAGCAAAAAAGAAGAAAAACAACGAGGAAAAAGAGAAAACAGAUAAAACAAAAAAGAGAAAGAAGCACAAGAAACAUGGCAAAAAGAAGAAAAAGAAGAUUGCUGGUUCUAAUUCGAAUUCGGAAUAACAUUUUAAAAAAAUGAGACUAUCAACAGAAGUGCAAUGAGUAAAGGAAACUUAAACUGUGAAAUGACAGCAAACUUUACCAAACUGCAUGAGUUUUCCUGUGUUUUAGAAAUAUUCCUUAUCUUUCAGUAGCCAGCCAGAUGCAGCUGUGCUGGGAAAGAGCAUUGUUAUUGCCUGCUGCUUAAUACAUGAGGUACAACUUUUAUAAAAUUCCAGUAAGCAGUGUUAGAUGUUUGAAACAGUAUGAGAUGGUGGUCCAGCUGAGGUGUAAAAUAUUGGAAAGUAAGAGUUAAACUUUUUAGAUAGUAAAAGUAGUCUUUUAAAGCAUUAGUAAUAGUCUUUAUUUGUAAAUCAGGACAAAUAAAAUCCCAAGUUUAUCCUGCAGGUUAAUAUUAUACAUAAACUAUUACAAGCUGGUGUCUGCUAAUGGCGUUUACAAAAUGGGAAAUAAUGAUAACAUUUAAAACGCUGCCUUUGUAGAAAUGUUUAUGAUCUGCCCCAUUACCGUCUUUGUGCUUAUGAGAAAGGGAAUGCUACCAUUUUGGCUAACUGAAUAGGGUGCCUUUGCCUUUGAUUCUUGCAAAUCUCUGCUAUUUUUAAUCCAUGCAGCAUCUCUGAUCCUAGGGAAGCCAGAACUAUUGUCAGCAGACUUUUUCUGAAUAAGCAGUUCUGGGCUUCUGAGCAUGUGCUUCUGCAUUAAGCAAGAGCAAUGACAUUUUGCAGUAUAACUGACAUUCAAAACCUGAAGAUUUUACCUCUGCUUCUUUGAAAUAGCGAUAGAUCUUUGCUAGUAAAUAUGUGUAUUUCAUUUAUUGUAAUUUUGGUUUAGUUGAACACGUCUUGCAAACACUGGUAGCUUUCUUUGCAUUAUCUUUAGAAUUGUUUUGCAUGAUUUGUACCAUUUUUAAAUUAAUGAAAUACAGGUAAUAAUUUGUUGUAGCCGGUUCUAUGAAUUACGUUCCACGUACAGAGUUUCAUGUAUGUAUUUAGUUAUUCUUAUAGUUAAGUUCAUUGCUGUAUUUAAGUGCACACUUGCUGAAGAUAUUUAGCAUGUAAAAAGCAGGGUUUUGAUACCUUAACAGCUUCAUAUUGAAGCUGAUUUUACUCUUAAGCAAGUUUAGUGGCAGGUCUGUUACGUGAUGUGUCUUGCUAGAUUAAAAAAAAACUACUGCCAGAAUCUCAUUAAAGAUACUGUUUAAACAGUUUGUAUUUAUAUUUUUGUACUUGAGGGCUACAGAAUGUUGACCU